Messenger RNA from Equus quagga, 7049 nucleotides. It is a transcript of the gene DUOX1, whose product is annotated as dual oxidase 1. Gene Ontology annotation, biological process: response to oxidative stress; defense response; superoxide anion generation. The record is from RefSeq and is a predicted model, not a curated record. Lineage: Eukaryota; Metazoa; Chordata; Mammalia; Perissodactyla; Equidae. Bases 159 to 4814 code for a protein of 1551 amino acids. Gene Ontology annotation, cellular component: plasma membrane; NADPH oxidase complex. Gene Ontology annotation, molecular function: heme binding; calcium ion binding; superoxide-generating NAD(P)H oxidase activity. The transcript has 35 exons.
GGCGCAGAGCUGGUGAAGGAGCAGGACGAGAGCGGGCGUCGCGGGCCCAGCUGGGAGCAGGCGGCAGCUGAUCCGCAGUCGGGGCUCGAGGGACGCCGCGGCCGCAGGGUCUGCAUUUCAGGGUGUUAUAACACCUGAGCCCUGUUAUCAUUUUCAUCAUGGGCUUCUGCCUGGCUCUGGCAUGGAUACUCCUGGUUGGGCCAUGGACGCCCACAGGAGCUCAGAACCCCAUUUCGUGGGAGGUGCAGCGAUUUGAUGGGUGGUACAACAACCUCAUGGAGCACAGAUGGGGCAGCAAAGGCUCUCGGCUGCAGCGCCUCGUCCCAGCCAGCUAUGCAGAUGGUGUGUACCAGCCCUUGGGAGAGCCCCACCUGCCGAACCCCCGAGAACUUAGCAACACUGCCAUGAGGGGCCCUGCAGGACAGGCCUCCCUGAGAAACCGCACGGUGCUGGGGGUCUUCUUCGGCUACCACUUGCUCUCCGACCUGGUGAGUGUGGAGAGACCCGGCUGCCCUGCAGAGUUCCUCAACAUCCGCAUUCCUCCGGGAGACCCCGUGUUCGACCCCAACCGGAGCGGGGACGUAGUGCUUCCCUUCCAGAGAAGCCGCUGGGACCCCAAAACCGGACAGAGCCCCAGCAACCCCAGGGACCUGACCAACGAGGUGACGGGCUGGCUGGACGGCAGCGCCAUCUAUGGCUCCUCGCACUCCUGGAGCGACGAGCUGCGGAGCUUCUCCGGGGGGCAGCUGGCGUCCGGGCCCGACCCCGCCUUCCCCCGGGACUCGCAGGACCCCCUGCUCAUGUGGACCGCGCCCGACCCCGCCACUGGACAGCGCGGGUCCCAGGGGCUGUACGCCUUCGGGGCGGAGCGAGGCAACCGCGACCCAUUCGUGCAGGCGCUGGGCCUGCUCUGGUUCCGCUACCACAACCUGUGCGCUCAGAGGCUGGCCCGCGAGCACCCGAGCUGGGGGGAUGAGGAGCUGUUCCAGCACGCGCGCAAGAGGGUCAUCGCCACCUAUCAGAACAUCGCUGUGUACGAGUGGCUGCCCAGCUUCCUGCGGAAAAUGCUCCCGGAUUAUGCAGGAUACCGGCCGUUUCUGGACCCCGGCAUCUCCCCGGAGUUCCUGGCAGCCUCUGAGCAGUUCUUCUCCACCAUGGUGCCCCCUGGCGUCUACAUGAGAAAUGCCAGCUGCCACUUCCAGGGGGUCCUCAAUAGGAACUCAAGCAUCUCCAGAGCUCUCCGGGUCUGCAACAGCUACUGGAGCCGAGAGCACCCAAACCUACAAAGAGCUGAAGAUAUGGAUGCGCUGCUGCUGGGCAUGGCCUCCCAGAUCGCUGAGCGAGAGGACAACGUGGUGGUGGAGGACGUGCGAGAUUUCUGGCCCGGGCCACUGAAGUUUUCCCGCACAGACCACCUGGCGAGUUGCCUGCAACGAGGCCGGGAUCUGGGCCUGCCCUCUUACACUGAGGCCAGGGCAGCACUGGGCCUGCCUCCCAUUACCAGAUGGCAGGACAUCAACCCUGCACUCUCCCGUAGUAAUGGCACUGUGCUGGAGGCCAUAGCUGCCUUGUACAAUCAGGACCUGUCCCGGCUGGAGCUGCUCCCUGGGGGGCUUCUGGAGAGCCACGGGGAUCCCGGGCCCCUCUUCAGCGCCAUCGUUCUUGACCAAUUUGUGCGGCUGCGGGAUGGUGACCGCUACUGGUUUGAGAACACCAGGAAUGGGCUGUUCUCGGAGGAAGAGAUAGUAGAGAUCAGAAACACUUCACUACGGGAUAUUCUAGUGGCCGUCACCAACAUGAACCCCAGUGCCCUGCAGCCCAACGUCUUUUUCUGGCAUGCUGGAGACCCCUGCCCGCAGCCAAGACAGCUCAGCACCGAGGGCCUGCCAGCCUGUGCUCCUCCCGUCAUGCGGGACUAUUUUGAAGGCAGUGGAUUUGGCUUCGGGGUCACCAUCGGGACCCUCUGCUGCUUCCCCCUGGUGAGCCUGCUCAGUGCCUGGAUUGUUGCCCAGCUCCGGAGAAGAAAUUUCAAGAAACUCCAGGGCCAAGGCCGCCAGAGCAUCAUGUCUGAGAAGCUUGUGGAGGGAGUGGAAGCAUUGGAAUGGCAGGGCGGCAAGGAGCCCUGCCAGCGUGUGCUCGUGCACCUGCAGCCCGGGCAGAUCCGCGUGGUGGACAGCAGGCUCUCUGUGCUCCGCACCAUCCAGCUUCGGCCCCCGCAGCAGGUCAACCUCAUCCUGUCCAGCAACCGUGGACGCCGCGCCCUGCUGCUCAAGAUCCCCAAGGAGUAUGACCUGGUGCUGCUCUUCAACCUAGAGGAAGAGCGGCAGGCGCUGGUGGAAAACCUUCGGGCAGCUCUGAAGGAGAGUGGGCUGAGCUUCCAGGAGUGGGAGCUGCGGGAGAAGGAGCUGAUGAGGGCAGCUGUGACGCGGGAGCAGCGGAGCCACCUCCUGGAGACCUUUUUCAGGCACCUUUUCUCCCAGGUACUGGACAUCAACCAGGCGGAUGCAGGGACCCUGCCCCUGGACUCGUCACAGAAGGUGCGGGAGGCCCUGACGUGUGAGCUGAGCAGGGCCGAGUUUGCGGAGUCCCUGGGCCUCAAGCCCCAGGACAUGUUUGUGGAGUCCAUGUUCUCUCUGGCUGACAAAGACGGCAAUGGCUACCUGUCCUUCCGGGAGUUCCUGGACAUCCUGGUGGUCUUCAUGAAAGGAUCCCCUGAGGAGAAGUCUCGCCUUAUGUUCCGCAUGUACGACUUUGAUGGGAAUGGUCUCAUUUCCAAGGAUGAGUUCAUCAGGAUGCUGAGGUCCUUCAUUGAGAUCUCCAACAACUGCCUGUCCAAGGACCAGUUGGCCGAGGUGGUGGAGUCCAUGUUCCGGGAGUCCGGCUUCCAGGACAAGGAGGAGCUGACAUGGGAGGACUUCCACUUCAUGCUGCGGGACCACGACAGUGAGCUCCGCUUCACACAGCUCUGCGUCAAAGGAGUGCAGGUGCCUGAAGUCAUCAAGGACUUCUGCCGGAGAGCCUCCUAUAUCAGCCAGGAGAAGAUCUGUCCCUCUCCCAGAGUGAGUGGUCGUUAUCCCCGCAGCGACGUUGAGGUGGAGCUGACACCACAGAAACUGCAGUGCCCCAUGGACAUAGACCCGCCCCAGGAGAUUCGACGGAGGUUUGGCAAGAAGGUAACGUCGUUCCAGCCCCUCCUGUUCACCGAGGCUCACCGAGAGAAGUUUCAACGCAGCCGGCGCCACCAGACGGUGCAGCAGUUCAAGCGCUUCAUCGAGAACUACCGGCGCCACAUCGGCUGCGUUGCCGUGUUCUACGCCAUCGCGGGGGGCCUUUUCCUAGAGAGGGCCUACUACUAUGCCUUUGCGGCUCACCACAUGGGCAUCACAGACACCACCCGUGUGGGCAUCAUCCUGUCGCGGGGCACGGCUGCCAGCAUCUCCUUCAUGUACUCCUACAUCCUGCUCACCAUGUGCCGCAACCUCAUCACCUUCCUGCGAGAGACCUUCCUCAACCGCUACGUGCCCUUCGACGCCGCCGUGGACUUCCAUCGCCUCAUUGCCUCCACUGCCAUCGUCCUCACAGUCUUACACAGUGCAGGCCAUGUGGUGAAUGUGUACCUGUUCUCCAUCAGCCCACUCAGCGUCCUCUCCUGCCUCUUCCCUGGCCUCUUCCACAACAACGGGUCUGAGUUCCCCCAGAAGUAUUACUGGUGGUUCUUCCAGACCGUGCCAGGCCUAACGGGGGUCGUGCUGCUCCUGGUCCUGGCCGUCAUGUACGUCUUCGCCUCCCACCACUUCCGCCGCCAUAGUUUCCGGGGCUUCUGGCUGACCCACCACCUCUACGUCCUGCUCUACAUCCUGCUUAUCAUCCACGGCAGCUUUGCUCUGAUCCAGCUGCCCCGUUUCCACAUCUUCUUCCUGGUCCCGGCGCUAAUCUAUGUUGGGGACAAGCUGGUGAGCCUGAGCCGGAAGAAGGUGGAGAUCAGCGUAGUGAAGGCGGAGCUGCUGCCGUCAGGAGUGACCCACCUGCAGUUCCAGCGGCCCCAAGGCUUUGAGUACAAGUCAGGACAGUGGGUGCGGAUCGCCUGCCUGGCUCUAGGGACCACUGAGUACCACCCUUUCACGCUGACUUCUGCACCCCAUGAGGACACGCUCAGCCUGCACAUCCGGGCAGUGGGGCCCUGGACCACUCGCCUCAGGGAGAUCUACUCACCCUUGACGGGCAACGGCUGUGCCAGAUACCCGAAGCUGUACCUCGAUGGACCAUUUGGAGAGGGCCACCAGGAGUGGCAUAAGUUUGAGGUGUCAGUCCUGGUGGGAGGGGGCAUUGGGGUCACCCCCUUUGCCUCCAUCCUCAAAGACCUGGUCUUCAAGUCAUCAGUCAGCAGCCAAGUGUUCUGUAAGAAGAUCUACUUCAUCUGGGUGACACGGACCCAGCGGCAGUUUGAGUGGCUGGCUGACAUCAUCCGGGAGGUGGAGGAGAAUGACUGCCAGGACCUGGUGUCCGUGCACAUUUACAUCACCCAGCUGGCUGAGAAGUUCGACCUGAGGACCACCAUGCUGUACAUCUGUGAGCGGCACUUCCAGAAGGUGUUGAACCGGAGUCUGUUCACGGGCCUGCGCUCCAUCACCCACUUCGGUCGCCCCCCCUUCGAGCCUUUCUUCAACUCCCUGCAGGAGGUCCACCCACAGGUCAGGAAGAUCGGGGUGUUUAGCUGCGGCCCCCCUGGCAUGACCAAGAAUGUGGAAAAAGCCUGUCAGCUCAUCAACAGGCAGGACCGGACUCAUUUCUCCCACCAUUAUGAGAACUUCUAGGCCUCCUGCCCAGGGGCUCCACCUACUGCCCAGCUGAGCAGAGAGACUGGGGAAAGAGCUGCUCUGGAAGUCCCCCCCCCCAAAUCUGGGGAUGCUCAGCUCCCUCAUCCUGGGGACAUCCUUUCACCCUCCCGCUAACUGGGCCUUGGGCCAAGCCCCCAGCACAUCUAUCCAGCCCUUCAGCCUGGGAUGACAUCAUUGGUGAGGCUGCAGUUCCAUUCCCUCCCUCCAAGAGGACUCGCUCCACUGCCUCUCCCAUCUCCCUGCCACAAUCCGGGAAAUCAGCAUUACUGCCUGGCCCUGCCCACAAGGCGAGGACUCCACUGCUCAGAGCUCUGGCCAGCUCCCAGAUGGCUGGGCGUCCUCAGGCUUAGAGGGAGAGCACUGAGGGGGGGCUCCAGCAAGAACAUUUGUCCAACUACUAUAGGCCUCGUCUGCCAGGCCCAGGUCUGAAACUCACCCACAGGCAAGGAGGAAGCCAUGCUUCAGGGAGCCCUGAAGCCUGGUGUUUGUCUCUGCUGGUCAAGGACAGGGCUCAGAAGCUGGUGUGGGAGGUAGGUCACGAUGCGGAGGCCCCCACCCUUGAGAGGUGAGGCUGGCCAACCUCCUCACUUGCCUCGCCCUUGCCACAAAGAGGGCUCUGACUGGACCCAUUUCCCUAGGCCCACAAGUGAGAAAGCAGAGAGAGUGGGGUGACUGAAGAGAGGAAAGGGAUGGGAGGAAAAAGCAGGCCCUUAAAUCUGUCCCCUCCCCUCCCCCCCAGCGUAUGGUGCCCCAAAGCCUGCUGGGGCCCCAGGACUGGGUGUGUGUGUCAGGGUGUGGAGCCAUCCUUCAUCUGUAGGUCUGAGAUAACGGCUGAGGCUGACAGUGACCAUACAGGCCCCGGGGAAAGGAGCCAAGGACCUGGGGAAAAUGGACAGCCCCUGAGGGCAGUAGAGAGGGGAAGCAGUGAGUGGUCACCCUCCCCUGUCUGCCCUAAGCCAAGGCGCAGGCCCAAGGCUAUGGGUGGCAGCAUGGGCCUGCCUUGCCGGCCCUCUCACACUUUAGGGACAGCCCCCUCCCCACAGGCUACUUGAGGGAAUCACCUCUCCUGAAAACUGUGCAUUAUACUUUCUCCCUGAGGGAAAGAUCUGGCCAAGAAGGGCAACAAGUGGCCAGAGAACUGAGCUGGAAGCUGAGAGCUCAGCCUCUGUCUAGAUCACCCACCUCCUGGGACAAAGUCCCAAGGGUCCAUUAGGACACAGCAGAGCCCUUGCUUGACCCUCAGGGAGCCGGGUGGGACUCUCUGGGCUGCAGGGCCAGAGCUGGCAUGGCUUUUGGAGGAAGCUGUUUAAUUACCAGUGAAAGUCCUUCCUUUACAGAAAGAAGAGAAACCAUAAUUGUAUUUCAGAGAAGCCAUUUAUAUGCAAAUGAGGCCCUGGCAGACAGACGCUGGCGGGGCUGGAUCAGCCUGGGCUGGAGCAGAGUCCAGGCCUGCCUCCCGAUUCGACUCCCCAGGCUAAGGCAGGGCCCAGGAGCCCUGCUCUGCUGAGGGAGCCAGACCCCUGACGUCUGCCUUUGCCUUACACCACAGCAGGCUUGAAGAAGGGUGGAAGUACACAAUAGAACAGCGUGAUUCUCGGAGUCAGACUGAGCUGGGUUCAAAUCCUGCUUUUGGCUCUUUAUUAGCUGGUAGGCUUAAGCAAGUCAUGUAUCUCUUUGAAUCUAUUUUCUGUCUAUAAAAAAAGAGAUUGAUCUUGCAGGAUAGUAGCUCGUUUGGAGAUGGUAUGUAUGCUGCUUGUCACAUUGUAGAUGCUCUAUGAAUCUUAACUAGAAUUUUUAAAGCAACAUACAUUCCUGAAGUUACAGAAAUCAAAUUUUUGACAAAUGAAUUCUUCCUAAAUGCUCCUUUGAUUUUAUGAUAAUUCUCAGACUCCCAGAGAGCUGGCAGAAGAGGCAUCCAUCAACACAUGCUGCAAAGGGAGAAACUGAGGCCCAGGGAGGUUAAGUGAUUUGCCUAGGGCCACAUAGCUAGUUUGAUUAAACCCAAGAAUAAAACUCCGUUCAUCUGACUAGAGUCUGGCGUUUUCCUAUUAACUUUCAGUGAAGUUGAAUAAUUAGCCUCAUAUGUACCUGUUUAGUAGUCCCAAAUGUCCAUAUAUUGGAUUUGAAGUAGGGGUAUACCUGCACUGUAAUGCCCCAGAAAAUGUGGUAGGAAGUGGUACAGCUGCCCCAGGAGUGAUGGGGGGAUGUGAA